CAAGCUUUCUCCAACCGGUGGGCAUUCCACUGCUACCAUAUCUGUGUGCGUGCAUUACCGCUUUCCGCCUCUUCUCAAAUCCUUCUUUCCCGCACAAUCUUCGCCGGUACGGUGAUCUCAGAAAAUGUGCGGCGGUUCCGUCAUCUCCGAUCUAAUCCCCUUCACCUCCGGCCAGAAUCUUUCCCGCCGGAACCCCACGCCUCCCGAAAACCCCAAAUCCGCCGAUUCCAAGGACUCCAAUCCCGCACUCUCCUUAGAUGAGACGAAGAAGAAGGUUCGAAAGAACAUUUACCGCGGGAUUCGGCGUCGCCCGUGGGGAAAAUGGGCGGCGGAGAUCCGCGAUCCGAGAAAGGGUGUUAGGGUUUGGCUCGGAACUUUCAGUACGCCUGAGGACGCUGCCCGAGCUUACGAUGUCGCCGCGCGCGAGAUCCGCGGUAGCAAAGCGAAGCUCAACUUCCCCGAUGAAGUUCCCGGCGGCGAUGUCCCAAAGAAGCGGCGAGUCACGCCGGAAAGCGGGUGCGGGUCGCCGGCUACUACGGAGGUGUUGAAGGAGCGGAUUUCGAGCUUGGAAACGUUUUUGGGGCUGGAGCAUGAGGUAGGGCAGGUGCAGGAGGCCGGCGA
Molecule: messenger RNA, 621 nt
Organism: Phalaenopsis equestris
Lineage: Eukaryota; Viridiplantae; Streptophyta; Magnoliopsida; Asparagales; Orchidaceae
Product: ethylene-responsive transcription factor ERF071-like
Biological process (GO): ethylene-activated signaling pathway; regulation of DNA-templated transcription
Molecular function (GO): DNA binding; DNA-binding transcription factor activity
Source: RefSeq, a predicted model, not a curated record